Messenger RNA from Sceloporus undulatus (fence lizard), 2493 nucleotides. RefSeq names its product tumor necrosis factor-like. NCBI's taxonomy places the organism in Eukaryota, Metazoa, Chordata, Lepidosauria, Squamata, Phrynosomatidae. Gene Ontology annotation, biological process: tumor necrosis factor-mediated signaling pathway; immune response; extrinsic apoptotic signaling pathway via death domain receptors. The record is from RefSeq and is a predicted model, not a curated record. Bases 191 to 907 code for a protein of 238 amino acids. Gene Ontology annotation, cellular component: membrane; cell surface. The transcript is spliced from 4 exons. Gene Ontology annotation, molecular function: tumor necrosis factor receptor binding; cytokine activity; CD40 receptor binding.
CCAGAGGGAAGCUGCCUUGGCCUCUGAAGGCCUCAGAAAAGGAGGAGGGAAGGAAGGAAGGAAGGGCUGCAGCCAGGACUAGAGAAGAGCCAGGCUACUUGACCAGAGAAAGAGAAGCCUCCUCUCUGCCUUGGGCCCAUUGCCUUGACUGGACCGCCCUCCUCCUCCUCCUUGGAAAGCAAAGCCCAGCAUGAGCUCCCAGCAUCUGGUCCAGGACCCGGAGAAAGGGGCCAAUCCGGGGAUGAUGGGAGAUGGAGUGUCCUCUUCCCGCAAAGAAGGGCCCUGGAAGUGCCUCAGCCUGGCCUCCUUCGCCCUGCUGCUGGCAGCCACCGCCCUCUUCGCCCUCCUCCAGAUGGGGGCCUUCGGAGCAGCCCCUGGGGAACAGGACUCUAAGGAGAACGGAAAGUCAUUUUCUGAAGACUUGCUGCCCAAGACGAUGAAAGUGCAAGCCCUGAUGUCCAGAAAGCCAGCUGCCCAUGCUGUGGCUUCCUUGGCUCAUCCUAAUAAAUUGGUGUGGACUACUGAUGUGGCGCCUUCUGUGCUGGAGAAUGGCAUGCGGCUGGACAAGAAGGACAAUGCGCUUGUGGUACCUUCCACGGGACUCUAUUUUGUCUACUCUCAGCUCCUGUUCCACAGUGACAGCUGCCAAUCCACGGUCCCUGUGCUGCUCACCCACAGUAUCUCAACAUGGUCUGAACAGUUCAAAUCCGAGGUGGAGCUCUUGAAAUCCAUUAAGACGGCAUGUGAGGCUGGGCAUGGCCAGUCAAGCAUGUGGUUUGAAUCCAUUUAUCAAGGGGCCGUCUUCCAGCUGUACAAAGGAGAUCGCCUCUGGUCAAAAACAGAAUCCCUUCAGUAUCUGGAUCUAAAACGCCAAGGACAAAUCUACUUUGGGGUGAUUGCAAUGUAGGAAGUCAUAGUUACACUUCAGCUUAUUCCUCUUACCCUUGUGCCCUUGAUUAUGUAAGAACUGAAAAGAAAAAGUAAAAAGUUUUUGACCACUCUCAAAACUGAAAACGCUGCCUCAUCAGGUCAAAAGCAUGGGACAGAACUGUGAACUGACAUUAGAGGCGUAGGAGUUUGAAGCGUGUGGCACACUAGUGUUAUUUUAUGCUGAGUUAAUGCUUGUUUGAUCAAAUGUAUUUAUUUUUGUUUAUUUAUUUAUUCAUUCAUUCAAUGAGAAUACUGUUGGAAUGCUGAGAUUUGAAUGUACACUUGAUUUGUCAGCUUGAGACCACACUGCUGCACAAGUACAGGGCUUUGGGAAGUUGCCUUUGAGCUACCAACUCCCAGAAUUCUCCCUCUAUCCUAGUCCUAAAGGUAACUUUGCCAAGCUCUGCCAGAAAACAAAAGUAAUGUACUAUGCACACAAUGCACUAUGUGUUUAGAAAUGUGCAAGGAUUUGAAUGAGGCUACAUUGUGGUGGCCAAAAUGGAGGUAAACCCCUUGGAGUCACACUGGAAUUUAUAAGGCUGCCGUCAAUGGGGAUUUGUGUUUCUUUUUGCACAGCUUUUGGGACACUUCUUGAGAUUAAUAAUAUAUAUAUAUAUACUAUGUAUAUCUGUUGAGAUGACUUGACUAUGUCAAUGUGAUUAUGCCUGGCAUCCUGUUAGUGGCAUAGUUAUGGCUGCGUAUGUUUUCUUAGAGCCCACUAGAUGAAUCCUGCUCAGAAAUGGGAUUUUAGAAGUAGAGGGAAAAAAAGCUCCACAAAUGUGGGAUGAUUUUCAAAUGCAUUUCUCCCAAACAGAAAUAAUGCAAAAAUAAAGUGGACAAAAAUGAUACCUUUUUACUUUUGGGAGGAGGUUCAUUGUAGAGAAACGUCUGAAAAACCUCCUGCAUUUGUGGGUUUUUUUCUACUUUUAAAUCCCAUCUCUGAGUGGGAUUUGUCUAGUGUGAUAAGGUCCUUACCAUCAUUAUGGAGGCUGGGGUUGUCUCCCUUCCUUCACAAUGGCCAAAAGUGCAGUUGAUGUAAUCACUUUGCAUCUGGCUACAAGGAUGCAGAAUGGCCAGGGGCUGAAGAGGCUCUGCACUAAGUCCUAGGGAUGGUGAAUGGGCAGCUGCUCUUCUGCACUGAACUGAACGGGAUUCCUACCAGAAUAUUUUGUAUGAACUGCUUCUGAACGUUUGGGAAGAGGACACUGGGAAGAAGAAUCAUGCAGUUCUCUUCCAAUUUACCAGGAGAGAUUUUUCUCUCUGUUGGAUAAUGCAAUAUCAAAUAUGCAAUUUGAUGCCAGAAUGCCUGAGAUACUUUCUUGUCAUGUAUUUUAAUGCCACAUUUAAAAUAUGUUGUUGGAGUGCUAUAUGCAUUCCCUUCAAACAUUUGAUUUCUAAAGAGAAUGAAUUUAAAAAAUAUAUAUUUUUAAGAACAUUGCUUAUUUAUUUAUUUAUAUUUAUAUUUAUUGUGAUGUAUGCUCUGUUUGACACAGAGUGGAAUUUUAAAAAAGAAUUGUGAGUGUUGUUCGCAUUUGUACUUGAAGGAGACCAAGCAAUAAAUUU